AUGUACAAAGAUAUACCUGAAGCAAGGGGAACUCCCAUCCCUGUUAAAACCCCAAUUAAUUUCAAAGCUAGGAAACAAAGCUUAGAGAACUCCAAUAGAUCUGCCAUGAAAAAGCUAAUAAUCGCUUCAUGUGUCUCGUUUGUAUUCAUAGUGGUGCAAGUGAUCGGAGGUUAUUUGGCAAACUCCAUUGCCAUCUUUACAGACUCAGCUCAUUUGGCAUCAGACAUCAUUGGUUUCGCCAUUUCAAUCAUUUCAUUGAAAAUAGCUCAAAGACCAGCUACCAAGUCACUCUCUUAUGGUUAUCAUAGAUCAGAAGUUAUUGGAACUUUGGUCAGUGUAAUUUUUAUUUGGGGACUUACAAUAUGGCUAGUAUAUGAGGCCACCUUAAGAAUUCUAGAUACCGAAGCAGAAGUUAUAGGCCACAUUAUGCUAUUUGUAGCUGUUCUUGGACUUUGUUUCAACCUGAUCUAAAUGAAAAUCCUUCACUCUGGUGAUGGUCAUUAUCAUUUAGGAGGAGAUAUGAAUGAUAGCCAUGAUCACAGUCAUGGACAUGGACAUCACCAUGACAAUGGCCCUAAAAAAUCUGGCCAUAGUAAAGUCAAGGGAGAAGAAAGCAAGAAUUUAAAGGAAGGGCUGAUAGUUGAUAACGAAAACUAAGCUACCAGAGAUGCAGAACAUCAUGGUCAUCACCAUCAUGAAGAAGAAACAACUAACAUCAAUAUUACUAGUGCUUACUUACAUGUUCUUGGAGAUAUGUUGAUGAGUGUUGGAGUUGUUAUAGCUUCAAUCAUUAUUUACAUUGAACCAUCAUGGAAAAUUGCUGAUCCUCUUUGUACUUAUCUCUUUUCAGUUAUUAUAUGCUUUACAACCAUCCCAGUCUUUAAGGAGUGCAUUAACGUGUUACUCGAGGCAACUCCAACAAGCAUAGAUGUUGAAUAACUAGAAUAAGAUAUUCUAGAUUGCCAAGGAGUAGAGGAAGUCCACGAUUUCCAUGUUUGGGCUAUCUCAGUUAGUAAAUACUCAAUGAGUGUUCAUAUCAAAUCAGACACUCCACUAAAGUCAUUGAGUCAGGUUACAGAUUUGUGCAGAAGAUAAUACAAGCUUUUCCAUACAACAAUCUAAGUAGAAUCAAGUGGAGAUAAUAAGCAUCAAUUCAUAUGUGAGAAUGAUCUUCACGAUUGA
Messenger RNA from Stylonychia lemnae, 1182 nucleotides. Lineage: Eukaryota; Ciliophora; Spirotrichea; Sporadotrichida; Oxytrichidae. The record is from the annotation of a GenBank genome assembly.